Adineta steineri is the source of this 783-nucleotide messenger RNA. The record is from the annotation of a GenBank genome assembly. Lineage: Eukaryota; Metazoa; Rotifera; Eurotatoria; Adinetida; Adinetidae.
AUGACUACUACGAUGGACAUCGAUACAUGUUAUAAACAAAUUCCUUCAAUAGAUAUCACACUUACAAGAAUUUGUAGGAAUAUUUUACCUAAAAUUCAUGAUAAAGUACAGAAACUUACAGUUGAUCAAAGUUCAAUGAUUCCUGUUCUUCAUGCUGCUAAUUAUCCUCAACUUUAUUCAUUGACAAUUGUAGACAUUCAAGAAGAAUUUCUUCGUGACUGUUUAUCAAACGAUGUCGUUCUUCGCGAUCUUCUCAUUAAACAAAUAACUCAUCUUAAUAUCGAUAUUAAAUGUCGGAUGUCACUCAUUACAAAGGCUGCAUUAGAAAAACAUCUUUCGACAUUGAAAUAUUUUUCUCUCUGUGGAAGUCUUUAUAUUCCUACACGUCUUUAUGAUCCAGUUAUUGUUCCAUUACUUUCUAGAAUGAUAAAUCUUGAAAAAUUAAAGUUAUGUCUGCGAGUUGUCAGAUUGAACUCGAAUUAUAUUGAUGGUAAUCAAUUAUAUGAUCAAUUUUUAUGUUCAAUGCCGAAAUUGAAAAGAUUUACAUUUGAUAUCAAGACAACAGUUCAGAAUCAAAACGCUGACAUUGAACUUUCAUCACAUGAACAGAUUCAACGUAGUUUUGUAGGAAAGUUUCCUCAACAGGUGUUUGCAAAAACAUUAUUUCCAUUAAAUGAUUCAACAGUGCGCGGACAAGUAAUUAAUCCCCAAGAAGUUGAUUUAAUAUGUAAAAAUCUUGGUCAAUAUCUUUAUCUUAGUUUAAUAGUUUUUUUUAAUCUAUAA